Messenger RNA from Aspergillus saccharolyticus JOP 1030-1, 2272 nucleotides. RefSeq names its product chaps-domain-containing protein. The transcript is spliced from 7 exons. Gene Ontology annotation, cellular component: exomer complex. Gene Ontology annotation, molecular function: protein binding. Gene Ontology annotation, biological process: Golgi to plasma membrane transport. The coding region runs from base 109 to 2169 and encodes 686 amino acids. Lineage: Eukaryota; Fungi; Ascomycota; Eurotiomycetes; Eurotiales; Aspergillaceae. The record is from RefSeq and is a predicted model, not a curated record.
CUCGCUAUCUCUCUGGUCUCUCGUUUGAUUCUGGACAAAGGUCGUAUCGCUUCCAGGACCCGAUAUCUUCCUCAUCUUGCUUGUCCCCUCCAGAUAAGUGCUUGCGCCAUGGUUGCGCCCGCAGUGCCCGAGAUCUAUGAGGAGGAGGACAUCUACGCCGCUGUCGAUGCACGCACGGAAUCCCUUCAGAAUCUUCGAGAAUUAGGUCCGCCCGACUUGGUUUAUUUGGUCAAACAGCCCAAGACCAGUUCCCAUCGUCAGACCGGAGUCUACCACCAUGUCACGGGUGUCGACGCUUCAUCCUCCGCUAGCUUGGCCGCCUAUGUCAACACUCUCACAUUCUCCCCGCUGGACAAGACACACAAAGUCGUUUCGGGAAUCUACUGCUGCUACAAUGCUUUCUCCCAUCUCGAUAUGCGCGUGGAAGUGAAGAUACCCGGAAGUUUGGAAAGUUACUGCAUCGACGAGCGGGGCGACAAGCGCGUUGCGACGGAGGCCUUGUGGCUGGAAACCUUCCUCUGCGCGAUUCUGAGAGCAUACACCUAUGCGGAUGAUGGCAGCGGCGAUGCCAUUCGCAAGAUUGUGGGGGUGCGGCGGUUCAAUCCCGUGACGAAUACUGAGAUGGAGCACAAAUUUCUGGAUGCAGCGGAGAGACUGUUCUUCCUAGGCCGACAGCUGAGUUCCGACCCGGAGACGCAAGUACCCAACACGGUCAGCAAUCAUCUCACCUCGGGUCUUCUGAAGUAUAUCCAGACCACGGGCCGCUACACUUCGGGAAUCAACCUCUUUGAAAAGCUCCGCACACGAGACGUCGAAGUAUCUUCACUGUUAGCCAAGGUUAUGAUAAUGGCUGAUGAGGAGGUGCAAGCGGUUCGGUUAAUGUUUGACGCGCUGCAGGAUGUACCGAUGGACUACGCCCUCCUUGACUGCCAAGCGGCGUUCUGCCAGAGCAAAGGUGAGGGGGAGAUGGCCUUGGAGUGCGCGAAGCGGGCGGUCACAGCUGCGCCUAGUGAAUUCAGCACCUGGGCCCGGCUGGCUGAAGUAUAUGUCGGACUGGAGCAGUGGGAUCUGGCGCUCUUGACUCUGAACUCGUGCCCCAUGUUUACAUACCAAGAUAAAGACACCCCACGCAUGCCUCAACCGACGCGCAUCAUGCUGCCUAUUCUCGCUGAGAGCAUGCUAGAGGAGAUCGACGAAGGGCAACCGCGACAAGGCGAUCCCGCCGACUACGUUCAUCCCUCUUUGCGCCGUCUCCACGCGGCCGGCUACCAAGGGACCUUCCUGAAAGCCUACAACCUUCUGACCAAGGUCGCGGCAGCUAUUGGCUGGGACCAGCUGCUCAAAAUCCGCAGCGAAGUGUUCGUUAUGGAGGAGGAAUAUCGCGUUGAGCGCCAGCACUCUACCUCCAAGCACACGCGCUCCAAUACCCGCACUUCGGCGGAAUUCAACGGGGGCGACGGGCAGGAUGAUGAUGACAACACCCACGGCAACACAGCGAACACUGACGGGGCCGAGAGGGAAGAGGGAGACUCCCCCAACGGCCUCAAUGACGAAGAGCCUGAGAGUUCGAUCGAAAAGCCCGAGCAAUCAAUGGCAUCCGAAGUCAUCAAGUCUGGAAACGAAGACCCGGACCCGAGCCACUCCGCCUACACGCAGUUCCGCAACAAACGCCUCUGCGAGCGCUGGCUUGACAACCUCUUCAUGGUCCUCUACGAGGACCUCCGCAUCUACACGAUCUGGCGCACCGAGAUGGCGCAGUACCGCCAACAGGCCAUUGAGUACAAGAAAUCCGCGACGGAGUGGGAGAUCCUGGGCGAACUCGCCGAGCGGCUGCACCACUUUGACGAAGCGAUCGAGGCCUACCAGCACUGCCUGGCCAUCCGGUUCGCGCCUAAGGCGAUGCGCGGAGUCUUGAAGCUGUACGAGAAGAAGAACGAUACCCGGGGGAUGUUGGGUUCGCUGAUCCGUCUGAUCGCGUGGCAGUAUCGGUGGUAUUCCGAGUUUUCCCCGGAACUCCUCUUCCUCAUCCGCAAACUUAUCGAGGAUGAAGGCGCCGUCAAGGUCCGGAGCAUCGUGCAGGCCACGAACCUGCCGCAACCCGUUCUGGAUCUCACGCAUCAGUACUGUCAACUGUGCGCGACAUUCCGGAGCAGUGGGAGCGAUGGUUAAUUAAUUAUGGGAUUUGCUGUGGGGAGGUAGACCAACGCAAGGGGUUUGCAGGGGGGGUUUUGCGCACGGGUGAUUAUUCGCGGGGACAAAGAACCAACCUGAG